AUGAGCAAGAAGCAGGAAAACGCACAUAUUCCCAAAUACAUCAAGGACCAGCCGUGGUUCUAUAAAGACACAACUGCUUCAACCGACAAUGAAGAUUAUUUAGCACAUCAUCGCAGAUCAAAAACGUCCGAUAAAGAUCUGGAUAUCGACAAUAAUGCGGAACCAAAGGUGGGACGUGGUAUUAGUGAUGCAUUUGAACAAUUGCCAAGUGCCAGACCUCAGAAUUCCCUUGUUUCCAGCGAUGAUAGCUGUCGCAACUGUGGGAUGCGUGGGCACAGGGCAAGAGACUGCCUAGAGGCACCGAAAAAGCGGAGAGCCUAUGCAUCAAAUGUACACACAACACAAGCAGAAAGGCGUACAGGCUCGAACGAUAACUGGGACGCCAGAAAAGAUCGCUGGUACGGGUAUGAGGGUAAAGAAUACGAAACUGUUCUGCGGAAAAGUCAGGAACAGACGGUAAAAGAACAGACAGAAACGUCGCAAGAUGCAGACGAAAUAGACACAGACGAGGAAAUCGAGCUACUGAAACUGGGACUCUACAAGCAAGAAGUCAGCGGGAAGGUUGCACAGGACGACGCUCAGGGCUCCAAGCUCAGAGCUUCUGUGAGACUUAGGGAAGAUCGAGCAGCAUACUUGAAGGAUAUUGGGUCAGAUACGCUCAAUUACGACCCCAAGUCUCGGCUGUACAAGUCCGACGCUCUGGGCGAGAUUGAUCCUGAAUCUAAAAUGUUCCACCGACAUCUGACAGGUGAAUCGGUAGAGCUAUCUCAAUUGAAUCGCUUUGCCCGUGAGCAGACGCUCAAGUCAGGCAUAAGAGACGAAAUUGAGAAUGCUGCGAAGACGAAGCACGUCUUGGUGGCUAAUCCUACAAAGUACGAACUUUUAAUGAGAAAGAAGGCUCUUCCCGAACAAGACAUUUCCAGUGACGAUUCGCACAAAGAUAAGAGUGCCAAGAAAAUAACAGGCACAAAACAAUCUCAAGACCAAAGAUCGCAGCUUUUGGAAAAAUACGGCUAG
Molecule: messenger RNA, 1017 nt
Organism: Lachancea sp. 'fantastica'
Lineage: Eukaryota; Fungi; Ascomycota; Saccharomycetes; Saccharomycetales; Saccharomycetaceae
Source: the annotation of a GenBank genome assembly